AAGACGGAAAGGGGGCUAAUUUUAGUUCCCCCUCCUUUCCAGUGAGCUGAUGAGUUGGACACACGCUAUCAUACAUUAUCAAGAAUUAAGAUAGCAUACUCUUGUGCCGUGUGUCUCUCACUGACAUUGAGCGGUGAUUUAAAAACUACUUUUAAAUGAUGGCCAAUUGCAAGCAGAGCAACAGAACCAUCAGAGAAUGGGACAGAGUCUUUCGGUGAAGGAUUUGAAUUAUUUAAAGUCACAAUGAGCGGGAGUUCCUGCAGUUACGGCUCGAGAGUCGAAGAUGUGCCUAUUGUGCGACACAGUCGGAAGCCUCUAGCGAGACCAGGGGACCUGGACGAUGACUUGCUUCCCGGGGAGAUGAACUCCAACUGGGGCACGGGUAUGAGCCUCACCCCUUCACCCGAUGAAGGUAUUCAGGAUUUACAGGUUGAAGACGAUGAGGAGGAGGAAAAGGCCCAGCCUGUCCAGAUCCUCCUGGCCGACGAGGAGGAGCACAGCUUUGAGCUGGAUGCAGCUGCCCUGGAGAGGAUCCUGCUGCAGGACCACGUGAAGGACCUCAAUGUGGUAGUGGUGUCAGUGGCCGGUGCAUUCCGCAAAGGCAAGUCCUUCCUGCUGGACUUCAUGCUGCGAUACAUGCACAAUCAGCAAAGUGAAGAGUGGAUGGGAGGCGAUGACGAGCCUUUGACCGGCUUCACUUGGAGAGGAGGCUGCGAGAGGGAGACCACGGGGAUCCAGGUGUGGAGCGAAGUCUUUGUGGUGGACAGGCCGGAUGGCAGCAAGGUGGCCGUCCUCCUGGUGGACACCCAGGGAGCCUUCGACAGCCAGUCCACCAUCAAGGACUGUGCCACAGUGUUUGCCCUCAGUACAAUGACCAGCUCUAUGCAGGUGUAUAAUCUCUCGCAGAACAUUCAGGAGGACGACUUACAGCAUCUUCAGCUCUUCACAGAGUACGGCCGCCUCGCCAUGGAAGAGAUCUACUUGAAACCUUUCCAGUCCCUCAUGUUCCUGAUUCGCGACUGGAGUUUCCCCUACGAACACAGCUACGGCCUGGAAGGAGGCGACGCCUUCUUGGAAAAACGACUUCAGGUCAAGCAGCACCAACACGAGGAGUUGCAGAACGUCCGGAAGCACAUCCACUCCUGCUUCUCCAACAUCGGCUGCUUCCUGCUGCCUCACCCGGGCCUCAAGGUGUCCACCAACCCUUACUUUGAUGGCCGGCUGAGAGACAUUGAUGGGGAUUUUAAGGACCAGUUGUCCCAGCUGGUCCCUCUCCUCCUGGCGCCCGAGCGGCUUGUGGAGAAGGAGAUUGGAGGCAACAAAGUCACGUGUAGAGAUCUUGUGGAGUACUUCAAGGCAUACAUAAAGAUCUACCAAGGUGAAGAGCUGCCUCAUCCAAAGUCAAUGCUGCAGGCGACGGCAGAAGCAAACAACCUGACUGCUGUAGCAGGAGCCAAAGACAUGUACAGCAAGAACAUGGAACAGGUAUGUGGCGGUGACAAGCCCUAUAUCGCCCCCGCCGACCUGGAGCGCUGCCAUGAGGAGUUCCGUGAGCACUCAGUGCGCUACUUCCGCUCGGUGAAGAAGAUGGGCGGCGAGGAGUUCUGCCAGCGCUACCAGAGCCAGCUGGAGGCCGAGCUGGAUGAGGCCUUCGGCAACUUCUGCAAGCACAACGACGGCAAGAACAUCUUCUACGCCGCACGCACGCCCGCCACACUCUUCGCUGUCAUGUUCGUGGCCUACAUGGUGUCCGGCGUGACGGGCUUCAUCGGCCUGAGCACGCUGGCGGCGCUGGCCAACCUGGUCAUGGGCCUGGCGCUGAUGUCGCUCUGCAUCUGGGCCUACGUCAAGUAUUCUGGAGAGUUCCGCGAGGUGGGGACGAUGAUAGACCUGGUGGCUGAGACGCUGUGGGAACAGGUUUUUUCCAAACUUUGCGAGCGUGUCACGAGGGGCGUGCCGUGGCCCGCCGCCCUGCUGGCGGGAGCGACGCCGGGCCUGUCGGCUCUGUCCCCCCCCAACAACAACCGCUACUACCAUCACCACCACAAGAAGAGCCGCUAGACCACCUUGUCUUGUGUUUGUUCACGUUCAGGCCGGAGGUCGUUGGGAUUCUGUCUUUGUACCGUCAGCAGGCCACGCCCCAUCGCAGAAUCUCACGGUUCCUAUUCGUCUUAUUCUCAGCAGUGUGGGGAGGAUGUGUGCCUUUUCCUGUUAGAUUCACUUUGUCUGUGCUGCGCAUGCUCCAACACAACUGCCUGUUUUUUUUUCUCCCCAAUCUCAGGCCAAGUCCACACAUACUGUACUAUAAUUUAAAAACACAUUUUCACCACUGUAGCUAAAACUGUAUACACGUCUAUCAAUUCUGUGCCAAAGCAAUAGUUGGCACUCUGACCCAUAACAGCAAUAAGGUUGAAGUACAAUUGUUUUAAUUUUAUAUAUAUAUAUAUAAUUAAAACUAUAUAUUAAAAUAUAUAUAUAUAUAUAUAUAUAUAUAUAUACAGGCAAAUGUUUUUGUAAGAGGGAAAAUUUGAGAAAUAUAGUAAGCAAACAAAAUAUAUUUUAAAAAUACAGUAUGUAUGUAGAUAUUUAAAACAAAUGGAGCACAUAGGUAGAGUAAUAAAAACUCUUUACAUUGUAGGUAAAAUACCGAAUGUAAAUAUAUAUAUAUUUUUAAGUAAAUGUUUUUUUGAAAUUCUGACUGUAAAAAUAUAUUUAAAAAUUCGGUAUGCAGGUAAGUGUAAAAAAUACAGUAUAUAAUUUAAGUUUUGUACAAUCCAGUAUGCCUGCAAAUGCCGUCUGUAGAUGUAAAAAAAAUAUAUAUAUAUUUAACCGUAUGUGGGUAAAUAUUUGUUUUAAAAAAAGUAUAAUUUUUAAUUAUUUUUUUUUUUACAGUAUGUAUAUGUUAACAAUGUAGUGAGACGUGGCCUGGGAGUGUCUCACUAUUUGGCACGAAGUGUUCCUCACUAGCGGGCCUGUGUGCUGUGUGUUGUGCUGCAGGUUCUCAAGCCACUCAGUGAACAUUAUAUGGAAGACAACGUGCGACAGACGGUGGUCAACUCUCUCAAAGCCAGCCUGACAGAACCCAGCUCGCAGCAGCACGCCAAGUUAAAGACGCACUGACGCACUUCCUUUAUCCUCACUCUCCUCCCUGCCUGCUUGUUCAACGUGUGAAAAGUAGUUCAACAACACCAAAGCUGACCUCCCUCCUCAUCAUUCUCCUGCUUCUCCUUGCUGUGGCCUUUCGCCAAAACACAACCGUCCUCUCUGGCCAUCACAUCUUGGCACUUCAGGUUUAGGAUGCCACUUCUCUCAACAAUGGAUGCAAACGUGCUGCCUUCAAGUUCUUUUUCAGCUGGUUCUUUGUUUGAAAGCACAACUUAUCCUUUAGCAGAGUCGGGAAACCAGAAUGUGAAUUGUUUUGACAAUGUUAUUAAGAAUCACUAAUGAAAGCAGACGCUGCGUUUGUAUGUAGAGUAUAGUCAAACUGGUCGCCCAGCUCAAUAGAAUUGUAUCAAGCCUCCAUUUAGUUUUUUAGAGCUGACCACAUUUUUAGCAGUGUGCUAAGAUAAGCUAAGAGUCCAACUCUGCUGCCUUUAACGUCGCCCUUAUCUUUAGUGCUAUAGUACAGUUAAAUUCAUCAUAGAAACGCCUACUGUUGCAAAAGUAAUUUAAAAAAGUAGUUGUAGCAGGAUGUUAGAUUACGGGCUAAACAAAAUUAGCUUAGUUUGAAGGCUAACAUUUUUUUCAAAAUGCGUCGUUAUGUCCAAAGUCUAGUCCAAGCGCCGUUUCUCACUUCAUAAAAUGAUUUACAGUCAUUAACGUGUGUUAAAUUAAAUAGUGCUUAAAUGCAAGCUGUGGAGUAAUUUGUUAAAAUCGGCGGUCUUUUAGUGCUGCCUCAUGCCAGGGGUAGCUACUUCCAGCAAUUAAAGUUAAUUUGCUGCAGUCCCGUUCAAGAAAAGGCUACCUUUUUCCACUUUGCACCCUUCUUUCUCUCCCACCCCCCGCCGGAAAAAACGGUUUAUCGCUAAAGUGUCAAACUUGCGUCAGCGAGACGACGUGAAGAUUAUUUUCGCCCUUUAAUCGUCGCACUUGUUUGAUUCUCAGGAGCUAAUAGACGAACGUCAGUCACGUUUGUUCGAUAUGUGAUCACGUCGUUACUCACCUCAAGCGCCAGUCUUUGAUGUUUAUUUCCCCUUCUCUGUGAUGCAUGUUGAAUUGUUAGAUAUUUAAAUAAACUUUGUAUACAUUUUAUAGCCAAUCAGGGUGGCGGCGACUUUUUUGUUUGGGGUCAGUUUAACAGUGCUGCUGUAGCCGAGUUGUUUUGGGGUUUUUUGUUUGUUUUUUUGACCUGUUAGACUCGUCCUGUUUGGGGGGACAAUAGGAAAUUAGCAAAAAGUGAUUGGGUUGAUUUGAGUGGAAUGGAGGUGUGUGAUGCCUGUCCACCUUUUUAAAAACCCAUUUGUGGUAUAAUUUAUUUUUGAAAAAAGUGUUUACCUUAAGAAUAAAAUCAUACAACUCA
Dunckerocampus dactyliophorus (ringed pipefish) is the source of this 4519-nucleotide messenger RNA. RefSeq names its product atlastin-2-like. Gene Ontology annotation, biological process: endoplasmic reticulum organization; protein homooligomerization. Bases 244 to 2061 code for a protein of 605 amino acids. The record is from RefSeq and is a predicted model, not a curated record. The transcript has 14 exons. NCBI's taxonomy places the organism in Eukaryota, Metazoa, Chordata, Actinopteri, Syngnathiformes, Syngnathidae. Gene Ontology annotation, molecular function: GTP binding; GTPase activity.